Messenger RNA from Quercus lobata, 2218 nucleotides. RefSeq names its product 1-acyl-sn-glycerol-3-phosphate acyltransferase 2-like. The transcript is spliced from 11 exons. Gene Ontology annotation, cellular component: endomembrane system. Bases 249 to 1391 code for a protein of 380 amino acids. Gene Ontology annotation, molecular function: 1-acylglycerol-3-phosphate O-acyltransferase activity. The record is from RefSeq and is a predicted model, not a curated record. NCBI's taxonomy places the organism in Eukaryota, Viridiplantae, Streptophyta, Magnoliopsida, Fagales, Fagaceae.
AUUUGCAACGUUAAAACCCGCUCAAAUCGGUCUCAUAGCUGGCGUACGGCCCACCAACAUACACGCAUGGUUUCAGUGUCUUGUUCAUUGACAGCCCCCAAAACCCUCUCUCUAUCUCUCUUUGCAACAGUCUCUUGUUAGUUCUUUCCAUCUUCCAAAACACAUUGCAACUGUCUCUGCCUUUUUUUUUUCUUUUUCAUUAUUUUCUACGUGCAUACACCAUUGCUGGUUAGAAAAGCUAGCUUGCCAUGGGGAUCCCGGCUGUACUUGUUGUAGUUCCUGUGGGCAUACUUUUCAUUCUCUCAGGCCUUCUUGUCAAUCUCAUUCAGGCAGUUUUCUUCAUCCUUGUUCGUCCACUGUCAAAAAAUAUGUACAGAAAGAUCAACAAAGUAGUUGCAGAAUUACUGUGGUUGGAGCUUAUAUGUCUUGUUGAUUGGUGGGCUGGUGUCAAGAUUGAGCUGUACACAGAUUCAGAAACCUUUCAGUUGAUGGGUAAAGAACAUGCACUUUUCAUAUGCAAUCAUAGGAGUGACAUUGAUUGGCUUGUUGGAUGGGUCCUGGCUCAGCGCUUGGAUUGCCUUGGUAGUACACUAGCCAUCAUGAAGAAAGCAGUAAAAAGCCUUCCUGUCAUAGGUUGGUCAAUGUGGUUUUCUGGUUAUGUUUUUGUGGAAAGAAAUUGGGCCAAGGAUGAAAGCACAUUGAAGUCAGGUUUUCGACAGCUAGAGGAUUUUCCAUUUCCUUUUUGGCUGGCCCUUUUUGUGGAGGGAACUCGCUUUACAGAGGCAAAGCUUUUUGCAGCUCAGAAGUAUGCUGCUUCAAAAGGGUUGCCUGUUCCUAGGAACGUUUUGAUUCCUCGUACUAAGGGUUUUGUUUCGGCAGUAAGUCAUAUGCGCUCAUUUGUUCCAGCAAUUUAUGACUGUACAGUGGCUGUUCCAAAAGAUCAACCUCCACCUACAAUGUUGAGAAUACUUAGAGGGAAAUCUUCUGUGGUAAAGGUGCACAUCAGGAGACAUUCAAUGCUGGAAUUGCCAGAAACAGCUGACGGCAUCUCACAAUGGUGUAAAGAUGCAUUUGUUACGAAGGAUGCUUUGUUGGAGAAAUACUCAUAUAAGGGCUCAUUCAGUGACCUACAGAAGAAAGACAUUGGUCGACCAAAGAAGUCUUUGUUUGUUGUCAUUUGUUGGCUAUGUCUCAUUGUCUAUGGCCUCGUCAAAUUCUUUCAAUGGUCUUCUCUCCUAUCCUCAUUGGAAGGCAUUGCAUUUUUAGUGAUCUUCUUGGUGCUUGUUACAUUUCUUAUGCACUUUCUCAUCCAAUCUUCAGAGUCAGAGCGUUCUACACCUGUCAAUAUACUGACACAAGUUCCAGUGGAGGAGCAGCUUCUUCAGAAAUAAUUCAAGAUUUAGCAGUAAUUGGUGUCUAGUCCAUCUGUGAUCAUAAAUAUCUUCUGAUAUUGUCCAUGAAAUCAACAAUUUUACCUAUACCCUCAUUAGUUAACUGGAUUGGAAAAUGUAGAAUAUGUGCAUAGCUUAUUAUGCUGCUUAGGAAGUGUGAUAUAUAGUGAAUUGAGAUAUGGGUUGGGCUCAGUUCUUUCGGCUUGUUUACUGGAGUAGGAUGCUUCUGAAGAAGCCGGAGAAGCAUUGUCUUGAUCAUCUCUCAUUUGGGUGACUUGAAACAUUAUUUGCCUAGCAAGUUCUUUGAGAUCUUCUUUUGACUUUCCUUGGAUUAGGGCAGAUUCCACUGUUGAAUAUAUAAUUGUGCAUUGCUUACAUGUGAGUUUGUUGGGCCUCUCCUAAGAGGUUAAGACUAUAUGCCUUUUUCAGGUUGUAUAAUUAGUGUUGGCUUUUUAUUCUAACUAGUCGCAAACCCGUGCUAAGCAUGGGAACCUACUUGUUUGUGUGGUAGACUAAAAUAAUUAUAUAAAAUCUUAAAUUGAUUAUGAAACUAUACCAUUGCAUGAAUUUGUAUAAUUAGUGUUGACUUUUUAUUCCAACUAGUUGCAAACCCGUGCUAGGCAUGAGAACCUACCUGUUUGUGUGGUAGACUAAAAUAAUUAUAUAAAAUCUUAAAUUGAUUAUGAAACUAUACCAUUGCAUGAAUUUCUUCUGUUUCACUUCAAUUUUUGUUACGAUUUGAUAAAGAAGUCAUUGCUUGAAUGUGUAAUAUCUUGCGAAAAAACUACCAAUUGGUUUCAGAUAUUAAAAUUUUCGAAAGGCCAAAA